Lolium perenne is the source of this 1187-nucleotide messenger RNA. Its product is annotated as homeobox-leucine zipper protein HOX17. Gene Ontology annotation, molecular function: DNA-binding transcription factor activity, RNA polymerase II-specific; sequence-specific DNA binding. Gene Ontology annotation, biological process: regulation of DNA-templated transcription. The record is from RefSeq and is a predicted model, not a curated record. NCBI's taxonomy places the organism in Eukaryota, Viridiplantae, Streptophyta, Magnoliopsida, Poales, Poaceae.
CUUUAUCACUUGCAAGUUCCAACUCCAGCUGCGAACUUAACAACAAACACACACGCACGACCGCUCACAUAGAGCUUGUGUGAGAGAAGAGAGAGUAGGAGUCUAGGAGGAUGAUGGAGAGGGCCGAGGACUUAGGGCUCAGCCUCAGUCUCAGCUCAUCGCUUGCUCCUCGCACUCACCAUGUCGCCAUGCUGCUCCACGCUCCAGAGAGGAGAUUUCUGGAGAUGCCGCUGCUCCCUGCAAAGCGGAGCGAGGUCCCUGGCGCCGAUGAUUCCAGCCUGCGCGGCGGCAGCGACGAUGAGGACGGCGGCUGCGGUGUAGAUGGUUCCCGGAAGAAGCUCCGGCUGUCCAAGGACCAGUCCGCCGUGCUCGAGGAUAGCUUCCGGGAGCACCCGACUCUAAACCCGAGGCAGAAGGCAGCCUUGGCGCAGCAGCUCGGUCUGCGUUCACGGCAGGUGGAGGUGUGGUUCCAGAACAGACGCGCAAGGACGAAGCUGAAGCAGACGGAGGUGGACUGCGAGUUCCUGAAGCGCUGCUGCGAGACGCUGACCGAGGAGAACCGGCGGCUGCAGAAGGAGGUGCAGGAGCUCCGUGCGCUCAAGCUCGUCUCGCCGCACCGCUACAUGCACAUGUCCCCGCCCACCACCCUCACCAUGUGCCCCUCCUGCGAGCGCGUCUCCAACAAUAACAGCAGCAACUCCACCGCCGCUGCAACCGACCGCCGAAACGCCGUCGACGGGGGCGCCAUCUGCCACCGCCCGAUCGCCAUCCGGCCGCAGCAGUCAUGAUCCACAGCGUAGCUACGUCUGCCCACUAGCUAGUUAAUCGUAGUGUACUAGCUAGACAGUACACCAUGCAUGUCAAAGGUAGCCAACAGUUUGCACAUUUAUUCCCGCAAAACUGUUGCAGCCCAUAUCGAUCGUUCUUGAUUUUCUUUCUUUGAUGGGAAGACGAUUAUUAGACGGAGAAGUACUAAUGUGUCAAGUGCAGUAGAACAGCAGGAGCUUCAGCUCAUGUCAUGAGCUGGGUGUAGGGGAAUAUUUAGCUGGUCCUUAGAGAAAGUUGGAUAUGGUGGGAUACGGGUGUAGGGGAGGUGGGGUGCAAGGUGAUGGCACGGCGGUUUGUUCUGUCUCUUUGCCUGAUGAUGACGGCGAUGAUGAGAUAGGUGAUUACUUGGUUCUGUUGGA